AUGGGUUUUUCUGCCCAUAAGUUUACUAAGAACUACAAAUCCCGUAUGCCCGGUAAAGAGUGGGAGACCAACCUUGGCGGGGUGCGGCGCUUCGAGUAUCACUCCCGAUACUCUGAGCUGAGCUCCGACAAAGAGCCACGGCACAAGAAGCCCAUCAGGGAGAGCAAGGCAAAGAAUGACAUCAUCACCAUGGUCGAGUCGCUGGUUAAGGAUUAUCAAGGCGAGGCUCGCGACGAUGGCAAAGGACUAUCUUCUCUCGAGAGACUCGGUCUCUUGCCUUCGACGUUAUGGAGCUCUAUCUCCGAUGCCUUCGAAUUCUGCAGGAUAUUCAGAAAGUCAACGUUUAGUCGGGGCUUGCCCAUGAACACCGUUGUCUGCGAGAUGCUAUAUGACUUGGGCGGUGCGCAACGCCUUCAACCAAGCAUAUUCCCCGUCGCCGCCACCAUCCUGCGCAAGGUCAUUCAGAAUGAAGGAGACACUACACUCACAAAGGCUAGAGUAUGGCAAGAGAAGACGAAGCUCAAGGUGGAAGACUUCAAGGGUAUGGAUGAACCCAGCUUUGAGAAUCCUGAUGCAGAUAGAAUCGGCCUUCAUUUGCGCAAGAAGUUUGUUACCAUCAUGUGCAUGGAUCAGAAGGGGAAAUUUUACGGUUCCUUUUGGAACGAAGUGAGCUUCACGCAUUAUUUUUUGGCUUGA
Alternaria rosae is the source of this 696-nucleotide messenger RNA. RefSeq lists its product as uncharacterized. The record is from RefSeq and is a predicted model, not a curated record. The coding region runs from base 1 to 696 and encodes 231 amino acids. Lineage: Eukaryota; Fungi; Ascomycota; Dothideomycetes; Pleosporales; Pleosporaceae. The transcript has 2 exons.